AAGGGCGCGCCGGGUAACGGGGGGGUCACUCGCUGCCGCUCCUCUGAAGGCUCCGCGUCUCAACCUGCUGCCCACCAGCAAACCCAGCAGAACCACAUCCCAGCAUGUCGGACCAGUCGGCGUUCGACACGGACGUUUGGACCCUGACGCGGUUCAUCAUCGAGACGGGCCGGCAGGCUAAGGGAGCCACCGGGGAGCUGACCCAGCUGCUCACCGCCAUGCUCACCGCCAUCAAGGCCAUCUCCUCUGCUGUGCGUAAGGCAGGCCUGGCCCACCUGCAGGGCCUGGCGGGCUCUGUGAACGUGACGGGAGACGACGUGAAGAAGCUGGACGUGUUGUCCAACACGCUGGUCAUCAACAUGCUGCAGGCGUCCUACGGCACCUGCUGCAUGGUGUCCGAGGAGAACAAGGAGCUCAUCAUCACUCCCAAGGAUAAAAGGGGGAAGUACGUGGUCUGCUUUGACCCUCUGGAUGGCUCCAGUAACAUCGACUGCCUGGCCUCCAUCGGCACCAUAUUCGCCAUCUACAAACGGGUGAGUCUCGCCUCUGCAAACACCUGCAAAGUUCGUUGCUGUGAUGGCCAGACUUCAGAGGGGGAGCCCACAGAGAAGGACGCCCUGCAGCAGGGAAACAACAUGGUGUGCGCUGGCUACGCCUUGUACGGCAGCGCCACCCUGGUGGCCCUCAGUACCGGCGCCGGCCUCAACUUCUUCAUGCUCGACCCCGCCAUCGGUGAGUUCAUCCUGAUUGAGAGGAACGUGAGGAUCAAGCAGAAGGGAAAGAUCUACAGCCUGAACGAGGGCUACGCCAAGUACUUCCAUCCCUCCAUCAACGAAUACCUCAAACACAAGAAGUACCCUGAGGAUGGCAGCUCCCCGUAUGGGGCCCGUUAUGUGGGCUCUAUGGUCUCAGAUGUUCAUCGAACGAUCGCCUACGGUGGGAUCUUCAUGUAUCCUGCAAACGAGAAGAGCCCAAAAGGAAAGCUGCGGUUGCUGUACGAAUGCAACCCCAUCGCCUUCCUGAUCGAGCAGGCGGGCGGCCUCGCCACCACCGGCACCCAGAGGAUUCUGGACGUUCAGCCUGAAGCUCUCCACCAGCGGGUUCCCUUUGUGGUCGGCUCGCCGGACGACGUCAACGAGUACCUGUCCUUUGUCAAGAAGUUCUCAUAAAAGCUGCCGCUGAGUUGUAUUUGUGAUAACAUGUUGGAUACUGAGUUUUUAUCAACAAAGAUAUUUUAUCUCCUGAAAAAUGUUUUACAUUUUUUUUUUUAAGAAACAAGUGUCAGUACUGAUUGAGCUUUUUUCCAGGACCUUCCCUUGUAAAUCAGAUAUUGAAUCUCAAUGGCUCUUUUUUUUGUUUGUUUGAAUAAAGUAACCUGUAUUAAGAGAAACUAA
This is a messenger RNA of Fundulus heteroclitus (mummichog), 1394 nucleotides long. It is a transcript of the gene fbp2, whose product is annotated as fructose-1,6-bisphosphatase 2. The transcript has 7 exons. Gene Ontology annotation, cellular component: cytoplasm; cytosol. Gene Ontology annotation, molecular function: fructose 1,6-bisphosphate 1-phosphatase activity. Gene Ontology annotation, biological process: fructose metabolic process; gluconeogenesis; sucrose biosynthetic process. Bases 105 to 1169 code for a protein of 354 amino acids. NCBI's taxonomy places the organism in Eukaryota, Metazoa, Chordata, Actinopteri, Cyprinodontiformes, Fundulidae. The record is from RefSeq and is a predicted model, not a curated record.